Molecule: messenger RNA, 3125 nt
Organism: Sorghum bicolor (sorghum)
Lineage: Eukaryota; Viridiplantae; Streptophyta; Magnoliopsida; Poales; Poaceae
Product: mitogen-activated protein kinase 7
Exons: 10
Coding region: 887-2596 (569 amino acids)
Biological process (GO): protein phosphorylation; intracellular signal transduction
Cellular component (GO): nucleus; cytoplasm
Molecular function (GO): MAP kinase activity; ATP binding
Source: RefSeq, a predicted model, not a curated record
CGGUUCGACAGUGAAAAAAAGAUUGCUUCUUUUCUCUGCUUUGUUGGUGCCAUGGACGACCUGUGAAGGAGAUCCCUGUGGGGGAAUAGGGGGCCUGUGCGUUGAGCAGCGGCGCUCGUUUAGGAGGACUGGAUAAGGAUGCGGCUUCUCUCUGUGUGUUCCUCCGGAUUUUGGCACGGCAGGAGGUGCUGGAUUUGGGGGAUUUGAAUUUCUUGCGGUUUGGAUCCUGGGUUGCUUGCUCCCUGCGCAAGAGAGAAUAUGCCUUUUCCUGGGAAUGGGAUUUACCGUACUGAUUUCUUGCCUUGUUAGGAGAUCCCGUCUUAUCCGAAUCAUUCGAGUAUUAGUCUUCCCCUAGAGUCCCUCCUCCUCGGUACUAUAUAUCUGCGAGAAAUCCACUCCCACUUUAAAGCUAGGUUUUCAGUUUCGAAAUCCCCCCAAAAUCUGGCUCUUUUUUCACGCCAUCGUUAAUAAGCGGGAGCGGUAAUUCUUUAGUAGUAGGAGUAGACCACGCAACGCAAGACGGGUGGUCGAGGAGUCGUCUUGGUAAACAAAGGGUAUUGGAUUCGGGUGACUUGGUAUGUUUAUCCUAAUCCAAGUCGCAGUAUUUCCUUUCGUUUUGUGGACAGAGAUGGCUGGCUUGGCUCUAUAUAAAUAUUCGGUGCCAACUGUGGGAGGUAUAUUUACCGUCUACUACUACGUAUAGUUUAAGCAGAGUGGUGCCUGUUCAGAGGUGAUCAUUAGCCUUGGUAAAGGGUUUGAGAGAUCAGGAGUUCUUUGGCCGGUCGCAAAGGUCAAUCUGGGUUGGGUCGGAGGGGGUAGAUGCUGCAGAGCUUUUGCGUUUGAGUUGGUUGGAUUACUUGCCAUCAGUUUGUCGAAUUCACCAGAGAUGGAAUUCUUCAGCGAAUACGGCGAUGCCAACAGAUACAGGAUUCAGGAAAUCAUUGGCAAAGGAAGUUAUGGGGUUGUUUGUUCAGCUAUUGACCGACAUACCGGUGAGAAGGUAGCGAUCAAGAAGAUACAGAAUAUCUUCGAGCAUCUGUCCGACGCUGCUAGGAUCCUCCGUGAGAUCAAGCUUCUCCGGCUGCUAAGGCAUCCUGAUAUUGUUGAGAUCAAACAUGUCAUGUUACCUCCAUCGAGGAGGGACUACAGAGAUAUUUAUGUUGUAUUUGAACUGAUGGAUACUGACCUUCACCAAGUUAUUAAGGCUAACGAUGACUUGACAAAGGAACACCACCAGUUCUUUCUCUAUCAAAUGCUGCGUGCGCUGAAAUAUAUUCAUACUGCUAAUGUUUAUCAUCGUGAUUUAAAGCCAAAAAAUAUAUUAGCAAAUGCUAACUGCAAACUCAAGAUAUGUGAUUUUGGGCUAGCAAGGGUUGCAUUUAAUGACUCUCCUACCACAGUUUUCUGGACGGACUAUGUUGCUACCAGAUGGUACAGGGCUCCUGAGCUGUGUGGAUCUUUCUUUAGUAAGUAUUCACCGGCUAUUGAUAUGUGGAGCAUCGGUUGCAUUUUUGCGGAGAUUUUGACUGGGAAGCCUUUAUUCCCUGGUAAAAAUGUGGUUCACCAGUUGGAUUUGAUGACUGAUCUCCUGGGCACACCAUCAGCAGAAACUAUUUCACAGAUUCGAAAUGAGAAAGCAAGGAGGUAUCUGAGCAGCAUGAGGAGGAAACAGCCAAUACCCUUUUCAGAGAAGUUCCCCAAUGCAGAUCCUUCGGCGCUAAAGCUCUUACAAAGGCUUCUAGCAUUUGAUCCUAAGGAUCGACCAACGGCUGAAGAGGCGUUGGCUGAUUCCUAUUUUAAAGGCAUUGCAAAAGUGGAGAGGGAACCAUCCUGUCAGCCAAUUUCGAAAAUGGAAUUUGAGUUUGAACAGAAGUUUACCAAAGAGGACGUCAAGGAACUUAUAUUCCAGGAGAUACUGCAGUACCAUCCUCAACUUCUGAAGGAUUACAAGAAUGGCUCUGAAAAAACGAGCUUUCUAUAUCCCAGCGCUGUUGACAGGUUCCGUAGACAAUUUGCUAGCUUAGAAGAAAAUGGAGGGAGGAAUGCCACACUUGAUAGGAAGCAUGAAUCUCUCCCAAGGACAACUACCGUUCACUCCACUACAAUUCCUGCAAAGGAAGGCCCAGCAGCUACCUCCCAGGUCGCUCAAAGGAUUCCAGCAGCUAGACCAGGAAGAGUGGUAGGUCCAGUAUUACCAUUCGAGAGUGCAAGCGUCACUGAUCAACACAUCGCGCGACGGGUGGCAAGGAAUCAAGCUGUUCCUCCAGCAACCAACACCUCGUCAGUCUACUGCUACCACCUGAAAUCAGACAGCUCUGACAGGCAGGAGCAUCAGGUAGAGCGUGAGAAAGACCGGAGGCAGUAUAGGCAAGGGCAGCAUCUCAUGGAUGCCAAGGUAGCACCUGAGAUGGGCCGGGACAUACGCCCAUCACAGUACUAUGUCUCAAGGGGCAUGCCCAAAGCUGAUCUAACAGACAGGGCCACUCUCCAUAGGAGCACGCUGCACGGCGUUGCUCCCUUCAAUAGCAUCGCAGCGGUCGCUGGUGGGUACAGUCAGGCCAGUGUUCUUCACUACGGAGUUACAAGUUUGUACUAGAGCAAUGCCCUUGGGAGGGAGGGUAAUAAGAUGGGGAAACCGGAGUGCAGCUCCAGCUGCCCUUCCCUAUGCCUGAAAAUUCGGAGCACGCGCAUACCUGUUCGACCAUGCAGGUGUCCAGAAAGGAUUUUCAGUCUGGGAAAUGGCGUGUGUCGCCUUUCAUUGCUCUUGUUUGAUGAGCAAUGGGGAUGAUCUCGGGCCAACGUUGUGAUCUCCCUUAUGCCGCAAGAAGUGAAGAGCAGAGCGGUUGCCAAUUCUCACGGGUCACUGCCUGCCCCUUUCGAAGAAAGGGGGAAGAUUAUCCAUCUGAAGAGAAGGCUAAGGGAAAUUUGUGGAUAGGUGUACAGUGCAACGCUUAAUUUUGUAACCAACUGAAACGUUCUGUUCCAGUUAUAAACAUUUAAAUCAUAUAAUGAUGAUGUUUAUAGGUGGAAUUUUCCAAAUGGCCAUUACAUAUGUCUCCAUCAAAUUAUAUGCAUAUUCAGCGUACAAUAAUAGUUACGUCAAAUCAUUAACAGAUUUGUAUUCA